This is a messenger RNA of Chelmon rostratus (copperband butterflyfish), 3962 nucleotides long. Its product is annotated as protein sel-1 homolog 3. NCBI's taxonomy places the organism in Eukaryota, Metazoa, Chordata, Actinopteri, Chaetodontiformes, Chaetodontidae. The coding region runs from base 59 to 3160 and encodes 1033 amino acids. Gene Ontology annotation, molecular function: protein binding. The record is from RefSeq and is a predicted model, not a curated record. The transcript has 23 exons.
AGCAGGAUGAGGUCCGGAUCUUGAGGCUUCUUGUUUCUUUGCAACUUGAGAAUCUUUAAUGGAGAGAUUAAUGAAAACACAGUGUGAACCAUGGCUUUUCACACACUACAGAUACCUGUGUGUGUGUUGUCUCUGUAUGCAGAUCGUCUGGGGUUUAAACCAGGUGACACUGCUGAAUCCUCCACAGGAGCCCCUCUCAGGCCACCUUUUGGAAGUACUUUACUCUUGUGAUGAACCCGCUACAGUGCAGCUGGACUGUAUUGUGUCUUUUGACACCGGCAUCACUUCCACACUCCUGCUAAGACAGUGGAAAUGCGUCCCCGGUGACCCUAAAAUAAGGACUCUGGAGCUGAACCUGCCGGAUUGGUUGGUGUAUCAAGCUGAUGGGAUUGUUCCAGACUCCCAGUGGGUGCUGAGUUGUAUCCUGCUGGCGUCAGUCAGAUACGGUGGCCUUGAUGACAGCGAGAGGUCUGUCGCGGCUCAGGAUGUGGCAACUCUGCAGCCUAGGCCUUUUUUUAAUCGACCAGUAAAAUGGCAUCCACUGUGCAUUGCCUGGAGCACGCAAAUGCUGCAGCUAACUCAACGGUUUUCAAAGAAACAGUGCCCUUUGGAGCAAGAAACAGUGCACUUGCUGUCUUCAAUAUAUGCUUCAACUGGAGAAAGCUUUGGUAUCACAAAGACACUGGAGCCCUAUAGCAAUGAGUUACUGGAGUAUUUGCGUGUUAAAGCCAUCUCUUUUCCAUGGUGUAUGUUCUCCAUCUGGAUAUUUGUGACCAGACACUGCCAGAAAAACAUGUGCGGUGUGUUUCAUCACAUAGACUCCCAUAAUAACUAUGUCACACCAUCACUGUUCCUCAUAAAGUCAGGCCAGCUACACAUCCAGAUGAAUGGAGAGUCUCAGGAAUCCUCUGCAUUCCUCUCUCCAUUCAAGGUGCCUUUAAGCGAGUGGUGCCAAAUCAGUGUGACGCUGCAUGGUAGAACAGUGACUGUCUCCAUGGUGUGCAUGGAUAAUGAGCAGAGAACAGUUCAUUCUGUGGAACACAUGGCGAGGCAUAUUGUCAUGCUGGAUGACACAGAGGGAUAUUUUGUGAUUGGUGGAGGGAGAUACAUAAGCGGUGUGGAAGGUUAUUUUGGACCAUUGGUGUACUACCGCAACAGAAUAUCACCUCACAGCAUGUCUGAAGUUGUUAUUCCAGAUGUUAUUAGGAUUGUAAAUCUGACCGGAUGGCUGCAGACCUGUCAAGCAUUUCGCCUCGAGAUGACGAUGAAACUCAUUGGCUAUUCUCUCCAGGCCACACAGGAGACAGAGUCUGGUAAGUCUUGUUUUGAUGCUUUCCAUGAGUGGACAGUAAAGGACAGGCUGCCAUCAGAGUGUCAGUGUGAGCUGUGGGAGGCGACUGCCCCUCAUAGAACACAAGCAGCAAAACUGGCCAGGUUUUUGGCUUUCCGACAUGGAGAAGGAAGAGUUAGCCUGGCAGCUGUGGGCCGAGCGCUAUACUCCUUAUCUCUUCAUAAGCUGGGCAGAGCAAGCAGCACUGCAGUGGUCAGCAGAAUAUCACCACUGCUGCUCCAAGCCGGCUGCUUAGCUGAUAACCGAGCUCUGCACAUGACAUCGGUCCUCUACAGCACUGGCCUGGGAGUCAAGAAGCAGGCCAACAAGGCUUGGCUCCUGGCCCUGCUGGCCGCCCAGAAGGAUGAUCGAUUAGCACUUCUGCAUCUUGGGCACCUGCACCACCAGGGUCUCCAUGGCCUCCCCCAAGACACAGACCUGGCCUAUGCAUAUUACGCAAACAUUGCUAAACAGACAACUAUAGACCGUCAGAAUCCCACGCCACAACAGAUGUUUGUUGAGGCUGUAUACCUGAACAAUGAUGACGUGUUGAAGCUCCAGACCAGUGAGGACCAUCACAUCUUCCAGUGGCUGAAACUGCAGGCACGCAGGGGAGCAGCUGAAGCUGAGCAAGCGAUUGCCCGCAUGCUGUUCUGGGGUCAGCAGGGAGUGUCUCCAAACAUCCAGGAGGCUGUGAGACAUUAUGAAAGGGGAGCCGUCCAGUGGGAAGACCCUGUGUCAAUGUAUGACUAUGGCAUAGUCCUACUGCAGGGACAUGGGGUUGAAAAAGACGUUCCAAAAGCUGUCACUUUCCUGAAGAAAGCAAUGGACCAGGGUUUUGUUCCUGCAAUCAAUGCCCUGGCCUGGUACUAUGAGCAGUUUGAGCAAGACUACAAGCAGGCGGUGCAGCUGUGGGAGCGGGCCGAUCUCCUCGAGUGCCCGGACGCUGCUUUGAACCUUGGUGUCGUACACUCACAGGGUCUGUAUCCAGGAAAAGCUGCUGACCAGUUUAUGGCCUAUCAGUACUAUCUGAGGUCUGCAGAGAGAGGGCACGUCAGGGGAGCGGUUCACCUCGCCGACAUCUGGACCACUGGGAUACCCGGCCGCGUCAACAGACGUCCUUCAGAUGCUGUUUUGUGGGUAAAGUGGGCCGCUGAGCACAAUGGAUACCUGGGCAGCAUCUUACGGAAAGCCUUGGAUUCAUAUCUCAAGAGUGACAUGGUCAGCUCACUGUUAUAUUACAUGAUGGCUGCUGAGUCCGGCUAUGCAGCUGCCCAGUUCAACGUGGCAUAUCUAUGUGAACAAAAUACGUUUGCUUUUCUGGAUACUGCUUUUGCAUCAGACUGUAUGUGGAGAUACUACAACCUUACAAUCCAAAGUCAGAAUCCUGACACAUACGCUUUGAUUAGGAUGGGUGACCUGCUGUACGAGGGGCAGGGCUACGGGCAGAAAGACUUGUUCUCUGCAGCAGAGAUGUACACACUGGCAGCACUGAGGAACGAGCCACAGGGGUGGUACAACCUUGGUCUCCUUGCUGAAGAGGGUUUCAGGCUGCCGCUGUCGAUACUGACUGAACUCGGCCUUUCAGAGCUGUACUUGGCAGACAGCACUUUGCUCCUAAGUGCUUUGUACAAAAGAUGCAGAGACUCAGAAGAUACAGAUUCAGACUUGCCUUGCAGCCUUGCCAUCUUCAAUGUGUAUCUCCAGUCUUUCCAAAAAGACUACAGUGCUGCUAUUAAGCUCUUCACUGCUGUUACUGUGGUUGCAGCUCCGACGAUAUUCUUAAUCGCCCUCGGUGUGCUCAGGAGACCCGUCCGGUCCCUCAGCUAGAACCAAGGUUCUUAUCAGGAUCAUCUGUGCACUAAACUGAAGGAUGAAAGUGAACGUGCAUACAAACAGCACAGCAAUAUUUUGUGUUUGUUUACAUUCGUUUACUAUGGGAUCACUGAAAAGAACAAAUGUGAUAGCUAUAGUAAGGAUUAUUUUUUUACUACAUGUAUGGAAUGUUUCUGGUUUGUGUGUUUCAUACUGUUAAAAGAAUGUUUUUACUUUUCAUGAAAAGAAUAGCUUGAUUGAUACUGUUGAUAGAUCAAAGAUGUUGUUUUUGGAUCUCCUUUUGUCUUCCAAUGUAAUGAUUCCUUCACCCCGUUGUGGUCUGUGAGUGGAUGACAGGUGAUGAGUGCCCAGGUGUAACCUCGGGUCCCCCACCACCUCAUUAUACUUCAGCACGAUCAUUAAACAAGCAUCUAACGGGUCACCUGGGCUCAGGCCUCUUCUCUAGCUUGUGACACUUGAGUCAAACACAACUAAACAUUUGGUGAUAUAGUUUCAGUCACUUUUGUAUGAACAGAUCUUAAACAGGUCAGAAUUCAAUGUUAUAGGGAAAUGAAGAGUGUUAUGGAUAAUAACGUCAUAAUUCGAACAAGUCUGCAAGCCUGACAGGCAUUAAGAAAGUUAGAGGUCAUUCAAAAACACUGUUCCCCGGCUCCAAUACACUGCAGCAUUGAUUGAGCUCCGGCCUGCUCGGAUAGAGGAGUCCAGGUCCGGGAGGGGGAUUUCAACCCUAUUUAUCUGAUAAAGGAGUGAUGCUUAUAUUGGAACAAAUUCUACAGAAAUAUGGUCUCUCCACAAA